AUGAGCUCGGUCGACGGAUUGCGGGGUCUUUUCGAUGGUGUGCGCCCGUCAAUUGCCAUCGCUGGGUUGUUGGUCGGAGUCUUGAUCUUCUGGUCGGGCAUUUCAACAUGGAGGCAGUACAAUCGUCUUCGCGCCUUCAAAGGACCUCGUCUCGCUGGAUUCUCGAAAUGGUGGCUCAUCAGGACGGUCGGCAGCGGUAGAGCAUACCUGGACUUUUGGGAGGUUACCAAGAAGUAUGGUUCUAUCGCUCGCGUCAGUCCCAACGAUCUCCUUACCGACGAUCCCGACCUCAUGAAGCACAUCCUCAACGUUAGAACCGAAUACCGGCGCUCUCCUUGGUACGAUGGCAUGCGCUUCGACCCGGCCAACAACAACAUCCUCUCGUGGAGGGACGAGGACGAACACUUCAAGCUGCGGUCCAAGAUGUCUGCAGGAUAUGGCGGUCGCGAAGUCGAGAACCUGGAACCCAAGAUCGACAAGAAUAUCCUCGCAUUCAUCAAGCUCCUGCGAAAAUACGCCGACGAGAAGAAGCCAGUCGAUUUAGGCCGCCGCGCCCAGUUUUUUACUCUGGACGUCCUCUCUGACUUGGCUUUUGGCGAACCGUUUGGCUUCUUGGAGACAGACUCGGAUGUGUACGAGUACAUCAAGACCACCGAGGAGACACUGCCCAUGGUCAUGGUGACUACUGUUGUUCCAUGGCUGGUCAAGGUCUUGAGCUCUCCGAUUUUCAAGAGCCUUUUGCCGUCUGAAAAGGAUCGACUUGGGUUUGGCAGGGUAAUGGGCAUCGCCAAAGCAAUCACUGCCGAAAGGUUUGGACCUGACAAAAAGGUCCGGAAGGACAUGCUUGGGUCCUUUGUCGCUCAUGGACUCACCCAAAAAGAGGCCGAGUCGGAGAUCCUUCUCCAGAUUAUCGCCGGUUCUGAUACCACCGCCACGGCCAUCCGUUCAACCAUGCUUCAUAUCAUCACUAGCCCCCACGUGUACAACAAACUACGCACCGAAAUCUCCAAGACCUCAUACUCGGAGCCAAUCAUCCCAGAUUCCAUCGGUCGCGACCUACCCUACCUCCAAGCCGUCAUCAAAGAAGGCCUCCGCAUCUUUCCUCCCGUCGCCGGUCUCAUGUCAAAAGAGGUUCCACCACAAGGAGAUACUUGGAAAGGUCAAUUCAUCCCCGGUGGGACAAGUGUCGGAUACUGUGCCUGGGGCAUCUUCCGCCGUGAGGACAUAUGGGGACCCGACGCCGGCGAGUUCCGCCCCGAGCGAUGGAUUGAGAGUCCGCCUGAAAAAAUCAAGGAGAUGGAGAGCGCGCUUGAUCUCAUUUUUAGUUACGGACGGUGGCAGUGUCUGGGGCGACCGGUGGCUCUCAUGGAGCUGAACAAGAUCUACGUCGAGGUGAGUAUGCUCUAA
This is a messenger RNA of Fusarium vanettenii 77-13-4, 1407 nucleotides long. RefSeq lists its product as uncharacterized. The coding region runs from base 1 to 1407 and encodes 468 amino acids. The record is from RefSeq and is a predicted model, not a curated record. The transcript is spliced from 5 exons. Gene Ontology annotation, molecular function: heme binding; monooxygenase activity; oxidoreductase activity, acting on paired donors, with incorporation or reduction of molecular oxygen. NCBI's taxonomy places the organism in Eukaryota, Fungi, Ascomycota, Sordariomycetes, Hypocreales, Nectriaceae.